AUGUGUCUUUAUAAGAGGGCCACACAUGGGACACAGCGGGGUAGGCUGAGGGGCCAGCAGGGUCUGCAGGAGGAAGACGAGGAAGAUCAGGAUAUGGAGGAUAAGUCAUUUAAGGAUUCCUUCAGGGUGCUGAUGAGGAACUACAAAGUGCUGCAGAACAUCAUAGGCCCUGCCUGCAUCUUCCUUAAAAAGGGCUUUGUUCAGACAACCGAUAGAGAGCUCAGACCAGAGGAGCUGGAAGAGCUCCGUGAGGCAUUUGUGGAAUUUGACAAGAACAAGAAGGGCUACAUCAGUCACAGAGAUCUCGGGGAGUGCAUGAGGACUAUGGGAUACAUGCCUACAGAGAUGGAGCUCAUCGAACUCAGCCAACAGAUCUCUGGAGGCAAAGUGGACUUUGAGGAUUUUGUGGAGCUGAUGGGACCAAAGUUGCUGGCAGAGACAGCAGACAUGAUUGGGGUCAAAGAGCUACGAGACGCAUUCAAAGAGUUUGACUCUAAUGGGGACGGUCAGAUCAGUUUGACGGAGCUGCGUGAGGCCAUGAAGAAGCUGAUGGGAGAACAAGUGACAAACAGAGAGAUUAACGAGAUCCUUAAGGAUGUUGAUCUGAAUGGAGACGGCCUGGUUGACUUUGAGGAGUUUGUGCGAAUGAUGUCUCGCUGAUCAUCCCAGCUGUCCUGCAUGUAACACAGGAAAAAGCAACACGUUCCUGCUGUGAACUUUAUUUUCAAUGUGUUUAAUAUAAAUAUUUUUCUAUCAAAUAUCAAAACAGGAAAAUAUAUAACUGAGACAAAGGAAAACAUAUGAAUAGCAGUAUAAUACAUAUCAGCUUGCAAAUGAAAAUGUAUAAUCUCUUGAUUUUAUCAUAUUUUUUAUAUGUAAGUUAUUCUUUUUUCGGGGUGUAUUUUUUUGUAAAA
Messenger RNA from Cyprinodon variegatus (sheepshead minnow), 914 nucleotides. Its product is annotated as calcium-binding protein 2-like. Gene Ontology annotation, molecular function: calcium ion binding. Bases 1 to 660 code for a protein of 219 amino acids. Lineage: Eukaryota; Metazoa; Chordata; Actinopteri; Cyprinodontiformes; Cyprinodontidae. The transcript has 6 exons. The record is from RefSeq and is a predicted model, not a curated record.